Paraphaeosphaeria sporulosa is the source of this 492-nucleotide messenger RNA. RefSeq lists its product as uncharacterized. NCBI's taxonomy places the organism in Eukaryota, Fungi, Ascomycota, Dothideomycetes, Pleosporales, Didymosphaeriaceae. The record is from RefSeq and is a predicted model, not a curated record. The transcript has a single exon. The coding region runs from base 1 to 492 and encodes 163 amino acids.
AUGCCGUCCUACGACCACUUCCAGCCCCCGCCGCCAAUCCGCACCGCAACCAGUGGCUCGCAAAAGUCACACUCCUCCGACACUGCAUCCCCAGACAUGCACUCCCCCACAUCGAUGUACUCGCGCUCGCCGACCAGCCCCGGCGAAGACUCAUUCUUCAGUGCCAUCAGUGCGAAGAUCCGCAGCCGCUCGCGCAGCCGGUCCCGCGCAGCGUCCCCAGAGCACUCCACCUUCCAACGAACCCCCACCGCACAUCCAACAAGCCCAACAUACGCCACGCAGCACCCCAAGCAGCCCCGACACGUCUCGUCUGCCAGUCAGGGUUCCAUCGGGUCGUCGGCCGCGAAGGCACAACGACCAACCAUGCCGAUGCCGUCACGACGCAGCACGAGCAAUAGCGACCUGUGGCGCGGGCGACACUCCAAUUCGUGGCUUUUCAACGACUUCUCGUUCACCGAGACGGCGAGCAAGGCGUUCAAGCGCAGCUCGUGA